Carcharodon carcharias (great white shark) is the source of this 3360-nucleotide messenger RNA. RefSeq names its product G protein-coupled receptor kinase 5-like. The transcript has 16 exons. Gene Ontology annotation, biological process: signal transduction; protein phosphorylation; regulation of signal transduction. Gene Ontology annotation, cellular component: cytoplasm. Bases 54 to 1784 code for a protein of 576 amino acids. Gene Ontology annotation, molecular function: G protein-coupled receptor kinase activity; ATP binding. The record is from RefSeq and is a predicted model, not a curated record. Lineage: Eukaryota; Metazoa; Chordata; Chondrichthyes; Lamniformes; Lamnidae.
CACUCCCUCACACACACGGAGAGAUUGGGUGUGAGGGCAACGGGGCCGCACGGAUGGAGCUGGAAAACAUUGUAGCGAACACGGUGCUCCUGAAAGCCAGAGAAGGUGGCGGAGGGAAGAGGAAAGGCCGGAGUAAAAAAUGGAGAGAGAUGCUGAGGUUGCCCCACGUCAGUCAGUGUGAGGACUUGCGACAGACUAUCGAAAGGGAUUACUACAGCCUCUGUGACAAGCAGCCGAUUGGAAGGAACCUUUUCAGGCAGUUCUGCGAGACCCGAACAGAAUUGAAGAGAUGCAUUGAAUUCCUGGAUGCUGUGGCAGAUUAUGAAGUGGCUCCAGAUGAGAAGCGACGAGAUUGUGGACUCCAGCUUUUAGAGACUUAUUUCAACAAUGGGUCAGUGGCCCACUUACCUGAAGUGUCUGUGGAGACGGUGAAGCAGUGUAAGGAGAAACUGGAGCAGAGCCCUUGUAAGGAAAUCUUCACAGAGUGCGUGAAAGCUGUCCAUGAUUACCUAGGUGGUGAACCAUUCACGGAAUACCAGGAAAGUAUGUACUUCUCACGAUUCCUACAGUGGAAAUGGUUAGAAAGGCAACCUGCAACGAAAAACACUUUUCGACAUUAUCGAGUACUGGGAAAAGGCGGAUUUGGCGAGGUAUGUGCAUGUCAAGUCCGUGCAACAGGGAAAAUGUAUGCAUGCAAAAAGUUGGAAAAGAAGAGGAUAAAAAAAAGGAAAGGAGAGAACAUGGCAUUAAACGAAAAGAAGAUCUUAGAAAAAGUUAACAGUAGAUUUGUUGUUAGUUUAGCGUACGCCUAUGAAACAAAGGAUGCCCUUUGCCUGGUACUAACCAUAAUGAACGGAGGGGACCUGAAAUUUCACAUCUACAACAUGGGCACCCCGGGUUUCGAUGAGAAGAGAGCCAUAUUCUACGCUGCCGAGAUCUGUUGUGGGCUUGAGGAUUUGCACAAAGAGAGAAUUGUGUACAGAGAUUUGAAGCCAGAAAACAUUCUGCUGGACGAUCAUGGGCACAUCAGGAUUUCCGAUCUGGGUUUAGCUGUGCAGAUUCCAGACGGUGAGACAAUUCGUGGGAGAGUCGGCACUGUAGGAUACAUGGCUCCAGAGGUUAUCAACAACGAACGUUACUCCUUCAGCCCUGACUGGUGGGGACUCGGCUGUCUGGUUUAUGAGAUGAUUCAGGGUCAGUCACCUUUUCGAAAGCGUAAGGAGAAGGUAAAACGGGAGGAGGUUGACCGGCGAGUCAAAGAGGAUAAAGAGGAUUAUUCUGAUAAGUUCUCGGAGGAGCCGCGUUCCAUCUGUAGGAUGUUGCUGACCAAAGAUCCAAAACAGCGGCUGGGCUGUCAAGGAGGAGGAGCUAGUGAGGUGAAGCAACAUCCUAUAUUCCGGCACAUCAACUUCAAAAGACUCGAGGCAAACAUGUGGGACCCUCCCUUUGUUCCGGAUCCCAGAGCGGUUUACUGCAAAGAUGUCCUGGACAUUGAACAGUUCUCCACAGUCAAAGGGGUAAAUCUAGAUCCAACAGACAAUGAUUUCUACUCCAAAUUCGACACAGGCUGCGUCUCCAUUCCUUGGCAAAACGAGAUGAUCGAUACAGAAUGUUUUAAAGAGGUAAAUACCUAUGGGGCUGAUGGGGCAUUAUCACCAGACCUGGACAGCAACAAGCCUAAUCCACCUCCAAAGCGGGGCCUGUUGUACAGGUUUUGCAGACGUGAGGUCUGUUUCAAAAGUAGCUUCAGUGAUGAUGAAGAUGAUCCUUCAAGAAUCCUGUAGCUGCCAAGCUAACCACAAAAGAAGAGAAAACUGAUAUAUUUCAGGUUAAACUGGGAACAUGUAUUAAAAUGUAUUAUAUUGCAACAAAAAACUGCUGUAUGAGUUUACAUAUUUUGUACAUUUGUACUUGAAUUAUGUCCUAGAUGUAUAUUUUCACUAAAGUUGUACAAGAAGCCAUAUAUUAAGUACCACUUGAAUGCACACAUUAAUUUUAGCAGGAAUGACUUUGGAAUUAUCUAUUUAAAAGUUUAUUUUUAAUUAUUUUUUUAAAACUGAUAAAGCACAGCAAUGCUAAUUGUGGUGUGCUGUUUGCAACUUGUAACUCAAGAGUGACUUGGCUGAAUUUUAUUUCAGUACAGAGUGGGCCUAUGCACACAAGCAUUUGCUGUCUAGGUGCUUGCUAAUGAGUAUACCACAGAGUAUGUAUGUGUAUGCAUGUGUGUGCGUGUAAAUGUAUAGGUGUGUUUAUGUAUAUAUGUAUAUAUAUAUAUGCGUGGCCUGGAAUAGCACAUAGUGAUCCAGGUAAAGUCAGCCUCAAUGCAAAUUGUGUGAAUUCUCUGUUUUCCGUUUUCUUUGCCUUAGUUCUGUUGGAAUUGAACCCUUGUUGCUGUGUUCAUAGGCCUAACGUUUUAUCAUUAAAACAGAUCUUAACUAAGGCCACUGAUUUACACUCUUCAGGGAAAAUGGGACAGAAUGCAAUACUCGAAGUUCCAAAUAAUGUCACGCAAGGGAAGAAAAGAAAUGCAUGCAUUCAAUGUCUCUUAAUUCCAAACUGAUUAGAAUGCGAGUCCUGCCCUUACCCCACCACACGCCAAUGUAAAUCUCAUUCUAUUAAUAAAAAUGGAAUUUGACUUAGUCAGGACUUCAUUAUCUAGUUUGGGCUUGUUCUGUAAAUGGGCUGAGUCACAUAUGUGACUUCCUCCACUAAUGCUAGUUAACAAUCCCCGGAACCCAGCACGAUUAAAACAGAACUUGACUCAGUCAGCCAAGGUGAACCAGUGGCCCUGGUAAUGCAUUGAAAGUUUUGUAACCUCACUUAUUCGUAAAAACAUUCCCGUAUUUACCUUAUCUAUAAACCUGAUGUUCUGAAGACGUCAGAUUGAUCUGUACCAAACUUUAAAAAAAAAUGUUCCCUCUCACUGUUGGUUAUUUUACCUAUGAUUCAUUUAUCAAAAGCUGUGAAGGAUUUAAGUUGAUCUUUUUAUUCUGUAAUAUUGACUUUUGUGGUUUUCAAUGUCUUGCACUAAGUGCCAAUUUAUUUUUUAGAUGUUGCCUGUCCUCGAGAGAUUUUCCAAUUGUAUUUAAAACAAAAAAGCAUGUAGUUAUUGUAUCUACAGAAUUGUUAACGAUCAGGCAUCUCUGCACCUAGAUAUCAGAAUCUCAUGUUGAACAGGUCUGAUUCCAUUACACUUGGUGACUGGUUUUGUGCUAAUAUAAGUCGUGUUUCUUUUUUAAUCCAGUCUGUCUAUCCUUCCUAUACUGGGAAUCUUCUUGGGUUCUUGCCUAGUGUCACUGGGUUUCAUUUUUUAUUAUGUUCGAGCAUUUUAAAUUAAUAAAUACUGCCAUUUGUAUACGG